Molecule: messenger RNA, 3061 nt
Organism: Perca fluviatilis (European perch)
Lineage: Eukaryota; Metazoa; Chordata; Actinopteri; Perciformes; Percidae
Product: BTB/POZ domain-containing protein KCTD16-like
Exons: 2
Coding region: 1008-2270 (420 amino acids)
Biological process (GO): protein homooligomerization; regulation of G protein-coupled receptor signaling pathway
Cellular component (GO): presynaptic membrane; postsynaptic membrane
Molecular function (GO): protein binding
Source: RefSeq, a predicted model, not a curated record
CGAUGAGUCUCUGAGCAAGACACUGCAUGGGACCUAACCCCUCACCCGUCUCUCGGGAUAAGCGCGUCAGCUAAAAGCGUUAAAUGUAAAUGCGAAAGCCUCUGUGAAGACUCAGAAGAAGGGAUUAAAAUCCGCAACGCUGGAUGUUAAAACUGCAUUAGACCUGAAUCCUCUCCGCCAGCUGCACGCCGCCCGUGACUAGAUUUUCAUGAAAAACUGUACAGAUGAACCAACAUCAGUCCGCUUUGUGUCGAUCGUCUGCAAAUGUCAUUUUCCUUUAAGAUGAUGUAAGACAUUACUUCAUGGGACGAUUUCUCUCUCUCUCUCUCUCUCUCUCUCUCUCUCUCUCUCUCUCUGCAAGAGAACAGCUUGGAGCAACAUUAUCUUAAAGCUUCUGCCGGGCCAAACGUUUCCGCACUCAGCAGUUUGGAGAGAUGGGUGCGCACAGGAGUCCCACUUCCAUCCUCCUCUCUGCGAGCAACCUCGGAGAAUGUUUCAGCAUCCCAGUUGUCAAGAGCGACGCUUAGUAGCAGAAUGAUGGGAUGCAUGCACAUUAUUCAGUUGCUCCUGGACUGAUGUGACUGAACCAGAAGCCAGACGCAAGACCUUUCCACAGAAAACUUAAAACAAAAAACAAAAAAAGGUUUGUUUGACUUUUUUUGAUGGAGGGAAAUUUGAGAGUGACGUGAGGAUUGUAUUUCUUUGAAGUCACAGUAAUGACCCAUUGCAGUGGAUGUGUGUUACAUGAUGCGCUCACUUAGGAUAAUCGAUUCUGUUCAAAAAGCAUGCACCGUGGACAGGCACAUUUACGCAUGGAGUUAAAGGAUAUACUGUAGGCCCACAUUGGGAUUGUUUGUCAUAAGACAUUGUAUGCAAGGACUGCAGCUUGAAUCAACACUAUGCUUUGGGUCUGAGGGCAUUAACACCAUGCAGCUGCAUCCCACACCCUGAACUUCUGGGACGUUUGCGCUCCGUGAUCGAAGCUCAGAUUUCGUGCUGAAAAAAAAAUGGCACUGAGCGAAAACUGCAAAACGCAACCUGCAACGGGGCAAACCCCUCCAUCGGAUGUUAUUGAGCUAAACGUAGGUGGACAGGUGUAUUACACUCGCCAUGCCACCUUGACAAGCUUUCCAAAUUCCUUACUUGGGAAUCUGUUCUCUAACAAGAAGGGGUCCUCAAAUGACUUGUCCCGGGACCUCAGAGGACGUUAUUUUAUUGACAGAGAUGGCUUUUUGUUUCGGUAUGUAUUGGAUUAUCUUAGAGACAAGCAAGUUGUCCUCCCUGACCACUUCCCCGAGAGAGGAAGGUUGAAACGAGAGGCGGAAUACUUCCAGCUGCCAGAUUUGGCCAAACUUUUAUCUUCCGAUGAUUCUAAACUAUUUCCAGACGACUUGUGCUACAGUGAUUUUGAUGAUGAGUCGCAGGGCAGCGACCAGAGGUUUUACCCCCCUUACUCACUGGACAGGAGGUAUGGCUACAUAACGGUCACUUUCAAAAGCGCUUGCGCUGACGGAGGCAGAGAAAGUCAAAUUGAUGUCAAGGCCAAAAAGUUACCGAGGAUCUUCAUCAGCAGUAGAAUUGGCUUGGCGAAAGAGGUAUUUGGAGACGCCCUGAAUGAGAACAGGGACUCGGACAGACCACCGGACCGUUACACCUCCAGGUUUUACCUCAAGUUCAGGCACCUGGAGAGAGCAUUUGACAUGCUGUCAGAGAGCGGCUUUCACAUUGUGGCCUGCAAUUCGUCCCUGACUGCGUCCUCCAUCGCUCAUUACGCGGAUGACAGGGUCUGGUCCAAUUACGCACAGUACAUCUUCUACCGUGGGUCCUCAAGGUGGUUGUCAUCACACUGUGACUGCUGCUGCAAGAGCCACAAAAGUGAGCGUGAAGGAGAGAGCGGCACUUCCUUCAAUGAGCUCUCCACUUCCUGUUCUGAGACCCAGUCGGAGGCCAGUUCCCCUCAAGGAACCGUGAUCUGUGGUCCCGUGAGCCGGCGCGCCAAUGUCCAGACGCUGGACCGUCCCAUGCCCAAAGGACCAGUUCACAUGCUGCAGCAGGCAGAGAUGCGCCGCAAGACUGACAUGCUACGAGUGAGAACCUUCGGGGUCCGAGAACGAGAGGCCGCAAAAAGGAAAGCCAACAAGGAGAAGAUGACUCCAGAGCAGGAGCUGGAGAAAUGCAUCCAGGAGUUCCGGCGCAUCAGAAUUCCUGAUCGCUUUCCGGAGAGGAAGUACAUGUGGCAAUCAGAGCUCCUGAGAAAGUACCGUCUCUAAAUAUGAGUGGGAAGAAGAAGAAAGAGAUGGAAGUAUCAUGUCACCAUCAAUGGAGAGUAUUAACUGCUUAGGCAAUAGACUGCACUCUCUAAGGCACAUACUGUAUUAGAAAAAAACUAUGGCCACUUUCCCGCCAGCAUGACUAGCUGAGCACACAAAGUACAAGGCAGUGUGAGUCAUUGAUUUGUAAAGUAUGCACAGUGUUGUGGAUGAUAUGCACAUGUGUAAAUCAGGUUACUCCUGUUGGGGCUUACAUCACUGACCCUGUUCUCACUUCAGAUAGCAGACAGUGUACUAACUACUAUUAUAUCACUAGUUGAAGCAACAAAGCAACCUCAGGGGCAACAUCAUUUCAAAUCAUCAACCUAUCACAUACUUUAUGUGCAAUUGCCCACAAUAGCGAAUUUUUUAAAAUGGAUGUACCCAUAUGGUGCUGAGAGUUAGCAAUGGAAUAUCACUAUAGCCUACUCCACUGAUAACACAUAUACUUAAACAAGGCUUUGAUAUCGGCACUGCAUGUCAUUUCACCCUUAGCAUAAUUAUGCAAUAUCAAACAAACUUUAAAUUCACUGUUUUGUGUGAUGGGUAAAAAUGGUGUGUUGUGACUGGGGCUAACUUAAAUGAGGAAAGCACUGCCUAGACCUGUUUGCCAUUGUAAAACGUUUUGUCCAAUGUUGUCAUUAUGUGUUGGAUAGAUGAUGUUGUGUAGGAGAUAGAGUAAUGUCAAUGGAUAUUUGACUAAUCCUUGAUUGUAAAUGUGCAAAAAAACUAAUAAAUGGGUUUGAAUUGUA